Molecule: messenger RNA, 1743 nt
Organism: Cavenderia fasciculata
Lineage: Eukaryota; Evosea; Eumycetozoa; Acytosteliales; Cavenderiaceae
Exons: 4
Coding region: 1-1743 (580 amino acids)
Biological process (GO): nucleotide-excision repair; transcription initiation at RNA polymerase II promoter
Cellular component (GO): nucleotide-excision repair factor 3 complex; transcription factor TFIIH holo complex; transcription preinitiation complex
Molecular function (GO): DNA binding; ATP binding; 3'-5' DNA helicase activity
Source: RefSeq, a predicted model, not a curated record
AUGACAAGUUCAUUAACUACAAAAGUACCAUCGGCAAUACUUAGAAUUACAAAUGGAUAUAGUUAUCUAAAGAAUGUAGAUUCGAUGGUGAUGGAUGCUAUUCGUAGUAAACUGACAUUUACAUUACCAAAGGCAAACUUUGUUAGGUUUAAAACGGGUGCACCCAAAUUUAAUCCAUCGGUAUCUUUUAUAACACCAAAGACUGGUCGAUUUGCAACUGGUCUGCUUCCCAUCAUCUCUCUGUACCUGAGAGAAAUGAAUGUCGAUUGUCAACGUAUAGAUGAACGUAAUCCUCUUCCCAACCUAUACUCUAAUUGGGAUUAUUCAAAAGUAUUGCCUGGUGAUGAAGAUCUAACAACAAUACCUUCAACCAUAAUACAAGACACAAAAAAAGGAAAAAAGAAAUCAACUACAACUUCUACAACUACAACAAUUAAAAAGAAAAAGAAAUUAAUUCUUGAUGAUGAUGAAGAACCUACAAGAUUGUUUGAUUUACAAACACAAGAUUUAGAACCAAAACAAGUUGAUGAAUCAUUGUUAUCACCAAAGGUCACGUUACACGACUAUCAAGUAGAAAGUAUCAAUUUUGCAUUAUCAAAUCAUAGAGGUAUCAUUAAAUGUGCUACUGGUGGUGGAAAGACACUUAUUUUGGCUUCUUUAAUUAAAGCUAUUGGUUCAAAUGUAGAAACAGUUAUAUUGGUAACAAAAAGAUCAUUGAUAACACAAAUAUAUGAAACAUUGGUAAAUACAGGAGUAUGUACUCCAGGUAGAAUAUCGACAGACUAUAACGAACCAAAUACAGUCACCAUCGCAACACUUCAAUCUGUACAUAAAAUUCAAGAUCUUUGUAAAGAUGCAAAGGUACUCUUGGUUGACGAGGUUCAUGAAUUUGGUUCACCAACGGCAAAGAAGGCCUUUGAAUUAUUCGAUAAUGCAUAUGCGAGAUUUGGCUUCUCUGCUACACCUUUUAAAAUCGAUAACCCAGUUCACAAUCACAAAAUUACUUCAACUUUUGGUACCCUACUUUGUGAUAUUUCAACAAAAUCUUUAACUGAUAUAAAUAUAUUAUCAAAAGCAAAUAUACAUUUUUAUCCAAUUAAAUAUCCAAUUGCAAAGCAUUUGAAUUUACCAAAAAGUCAUAUCUAUCAAGAUAUGGAGAAUGUAUUUUUGGCAGAGAAUGAUUAUUUGAAUGAAUCGAUUGCUAAAUUGGUCGAUGAUAUUCCAACUGGCAGAAUCAUGAUCCUUGUCAAACGAUUGUCACAGGGUGAUGCACUCGCCAAGCUCAUUCCAUCGGCCUAUUGGGUCAAAGGUGACGACAAUGUCGAGACGAGAGAAUAUGUAUUACACAAAUUGAAAUAUUCAACUGGUACCAAGGUUGUUGCUAUCUUUUCGUCGAUUGGUUAUGUUGGUUUGGAUGUACGUGUUCAUCACUUGAUCAAUGCAAGUGGUGGUAGAGAUCCAAACACGACAUUACAAAAAUUGGGUAGAGGUUUAAGAAAAGCAGAUGAUAAAGAAUUCUUGGAUUAUCAUGAUUUUUAUUUUGAUAUAAAAGUUAAUAAGCAUUUGGAAGCACAUUCAUCUUCAAGAAUCAAUGUUUUAAAAAAAGAAGGUCACUCUUUGAUAAUGGAAAAAGAGAUAUUACCUCCCCCUCCACCUCCUCCCCAUAUCAUUACCAAAACAAACAAAAAACAACAAAAAGACAAAGACAAAGAAGAAGAAAAAGAAGAAGAAGAGAAAUUAUAA